CAGUCCCUCACAGACCACAACCAGUCGUCUCCUGCAGUCUCUUGGACACCUGGCAGCGGAGCUAACAAGACGUCGACUGAGCACCGUACAUGCCAUGACUCCGGCGCGCGGUCCGUCGCACAGGCGGCAUCGCAAGGCGCGUGUCCUGCCCAUCACCGAAGCCAAAGCACCUAAGGCGCCCAGCGAGGCAACGCGCGCUGCAUACGAGGCUAGGAGGCGGUUCAAGGAGGGCGCAGGUCCGGGAGAGGUCGCAGCAACUGACGCCGAUGGCAGCCCUUCUCAACAAAACGGAAUCCGGACCCGGGCCCCCUCCAAGAGCGAGCGCGAGGCUCUUCCGCCCUUCCGCCCAAUCCUAAUGAAGCACAUCCACAUUCCGCGCUCGCUUGAAGCUCUCGCCGAGGCGCGCUCUGCCCUUCUCUCCGCUGAGGUUCUCGGCUUCGACACGGAAAGCAGGCCCCUCUUCAUCAAGGGCCAGCGGGACCACGGAGGCCCUCACCUCGUGCAGCUAGCAACGGUGACGGACGCAUGGCUCCUCAUGAUUCACCACGUCCCGGGAGCGCUCGCGCUCGCGCGUGACGUCAUGACGAAUCCGUCCAUCCUCAAGGUUGGGUUUGGCCUAGUGAACGAUGUCCGAGAGCUGCCUUCCAAACUAGGAGCGCAGUUGGAGAACGUGUGCGACCUCGACAAGCGUUUUGCCAAAUUUGGUUUCCACGGGCAGCUUGGUAUCCGCGGGGCUGUCGCAGUGGUAUACAAGCAGAACUUGCGCAAGGCCAAAAGGCUGACGCUUGCGAACUGGGCGGCUGAAGACUUCACUCCUGCCAUGAUCCAAUACGCUGCCAACGACGCUCAUGUCCCCGCCCUGCUGUGGGCUGAGAUGGCUCGGUGGACGGAGGGAGAGGUUGAUACGCGCAAGUGGUUCGAGGCGGGGUUGUUGCAACUCCGGCGAGACCGUCAAGGGAACAGGACAUCCAAGUUCGGUCUGCGCUCCGGGACAGACCAGGCCCGCGAGACCUCUACGCAAUCCAUAUCGUCUGGGCCUGAAUCGAAAGGCGGUGCUGUUCAGUCAACUCCGGCACCACCUAUGCGAGGUAGUCUUUUGUCCAGGAUGACGGACCCUCCUCGAUGACCCGGCGCAGUGACGAUAUUUCAGUGACGAUAUACUGCGGCAGUCUGUCGGCGGGCUCAGUCAUGGCGGCUUCGUUCCACUGAGGAGCAUCUAUUCAAGUCUGCUUACAUGUAGCCCGAAGUGUUGACCUCGCCGCGACCAUCAUCUUUACCAGAGAGAAAUG
Molecule: messenger RNA, 1289 nt
Organism: Cutaneotrichosporon oleaginosum
Lineage: Eukaryota; Fungi; Basidiomycota; Tremellomycetes; Trichosporonales; Trichosporonaceae
Biological process (GO): nucleobase-containing compound metabolic process
Molecular function (GO): 3'-5' exonuclease activity; nucleic acid binding
Source: RefSeq, a predicted model, not a curated record